CUGUGUUUGUGUGUACGCGUGUGUGUGUGUGUGUGCAAGCGCGGCCGUGCGCCCGUGUACGUGGUUGUGUAUGUAAGCUAGCGAGCAGCGCUGUAGAUUAUAUUUGCAAGCAGAGAGCGAGAGUAGUAGUGUUGUGUGCCAAACCACACGACACCACACACAUGAUAUUGUAUUAUUGGAGUAAGCAGCAGCAGCAGCAGUGGGCCCAGUAGUACAGUGUUUGAUGGAAGCGCGCAGCAACCCCAAGCGCGAUCGUAUGCGAUACCUUAACGUGUGAGGGGUAAAACAGAGCCUUUUCCUCCACCAUCGCGUUCUGUGUGAACCGACACGCAUAAACAAGACAAACAAAAGCUACACAACAUAAAACAAACACACAGUCCACGGUCGAAGGAAGGCUCACACCAUGGACGAUGAUCAGCAGUUCUGUCUUCGAUGGAACAAUCACCAGAGUACGCUCAUCUCGGUGUUCGACACACUGCUGGAGAAUGGUACACUGGUCGAUUGUACGUUGGCGGCCGAGGGAAAAUUGCUGAAGGCACACAAAGUCGUUCUGUCGGCAUGCAGUCCCUACUUUGCGACCAUACUCUCCCAGCAGUACGACAAGCAUCCGAUCUUCAUACUCAAAGAUGUGAAAUUUCAAGAACUGCGCGCCAUGAUGGACUACAUGUAUCGUGGCGAGGUGAACAUCUCCCAGGACCAGCUGGCCGCCCUGCUGAAGGCGGCCGAGUCGCUGCAGAUCAAGGGUCUGUCCGACAAUCGCAGCAGCUCGUCGUCCGGGACCGCCGCAGCAGGUGGCGGCGUGCACCAGAAGCAAAGCGAUGCACCCGCCGCAAAAACUCUACAGCCUCCCGUACCUGCCAGCAAGGCAUCAGGUCUGACGAUCGAGAACAAACGGUCCCUCAAGUCCGAGUUGCUCGAGUCCGAUGUGUCCGGUUCGCGAGAAGGUUCAACUAGUCCCACGUCGCGAAAGCGUAAAAAAGUUCGCCGACGAAGCGUAGAUACGAACAACCUACUAAUAGAUAAUCAUGACCAGCAUUCAAAUUCCUCAUCACAUUCAAUGCACACCGCUGGUGGCGCUAACGUGGCUGCAGCCGUAGCCGCCGCCGGCGCUCCAGCCGCCAACGUCGCCUCGUCUCUUUCCUCAGCAUCAUCCACGGCCGCUGCUGGCAGCAACACCAGCGCUAACGUGCUGUCCGUUGCCGCCGUGGCCGCUGCCGCCGUUCUCAAAAAGACUGAAACCGUUCAACAGGCAGCCGCGGAAACACUGAAGCUACAGAAGCAGCAGGCUGCCGCGGCUGCGGCCGCCGCCGCCGCCGCCGCACAGUCUUCUGACGACGAGGAACGAUGCGGACCGGGCAGUGUGGCCACCGGCACCGAGCACGACGACGGUAACGAUCUUACGGACAAUGAGCACGAUGGCGACGGCGGUUCUUCGGUGAAGUCUGGCUCGCGGCACCACCACCUUCGGGAUGGUAACCGACGCGGCAAAACGUCCACCUCGUCGAUGGGCGAAAUGAUGAUCGAACCGAAAAGCGAGUACGAAGACGUGCAGGACGAGAAUGUGGAGGAUUUGACAAUGGACGAUGAAGAUCUAAUGGACGAACUGGACCAGGCCGGACCGAGCCACGGUGGCGAUGUAUCUAGUCAAGGGUUUGCACAAUGGCCGAUGGAACGUGAGCAAAACGAAGCGUUUAUUGCCGCUCAGGACGCUGUUGGUGGACAACAUCGAGACGCACAAGGCACCAAACGCAAAGUCGUGAUACUGACAUCGAAGCGUACGGCCAGCUCUGCCUUGGGUGACAACGGAAAUGGUGCAGCUUCUACCGGUGGUGGGAAUGUGACGGGAGGCAAAAAGAUAAAAACUAUUACGGUCACAACGGCCGAACCGGCCCUGCUGGUGGAGGAAAAUGAUAUCCCCAUCAUUACGCACCACGAAGAGCUGCGAUUGCGCCAGUCGGAUAGGCAGCAGCAGCAGCAGCAGCAGCAAAGUACGAUGAUCGUAAGCGGUGCUGUGUGCGGUGACGCUACGGGUGCAGGUAGUGCCGGUUCCUCCGCCGGCACAACCAUGACCAUAACGGCGACGCUGGCCGCCGAGGCAAGCGGUGACGAAGCGACACCAACCACGCUGAUCACACACGCAACGCCGGUCGUACUGAACGAUUGUUUGCUGGAGAGCAAAAACAUCGUGGUGACCAAGAAGGAUAACAACUACAUCCUGUUCACGGCCGAUCCCGAUCCUUCCUCGCCGGAACCACCGACCACCAGCGGGGGCACGACGGUAAUGCUACCCAUGCGUGGCGCGACGCUGGUCGCGACUGGAGGUGGAACGGCAGCGGGUGGUGGCAACACGACCACCACCACCACCACCACUGCCACCAUAAUCGAUGCCAUGCGGAUAGAGGAUCUGUUGAAGAAGGAGAAGAUUAUCAAACAGACGGAGCUGCAUCCGGAUGGCACCACGGCGACGACGUACAUAUUCGAUGAGUGCGAUAUCCUUCCGCUCAAAACGACGACGGGAUCUAUUGCGAAAGGAAACAUAACGCUAGCAUCCGGAACAGUCGGUACGGCGAUGGUUGGCAAGAGAUUGUCGGGAGGUAAUGCUUCGUCGCCGUCCGGUGGUACCAUAUCGGGAGCGUCGCUCGUUAAUACUGCCGGUGGAACCAUUGUAACGCCGGUUUCGAUACAGAAGGUGGACGCAUCGUCUAGCGAGCUUAUUGUGCCGACGGUGGUGAAGAGCGAAGCUGCCAGUGGUGUGCGCAAACUGUCUGCCAGUGCACUUGCCGGUGCUCCGGCCAAAACAUUCACCCAUCCCCGGAUCAAGUAUUCGCGGGCUAAGAACCCUUACAGCACUCCUGCCAACACUGGUAUAACGACUUCCACGAUAACGAUGCCUAUCCUGACCAUUCCCACGGUCACACCUUCGUCCGCUAGCUCCGGUAGCAGCGCCACGAUACAGGUGCAGGAAGUAGCGCAGCAGCUAGCUCCACCAACGGUCACCGUGGCCGGGACCGAGCGACAGUUGUUGAACUUUUCGCUGUCACGUAAACUGGGAUCCGCAGGGCAACAGUCCCAGCAGCACGUCACGAUCACUGGCGCAGGACCUCCCGGCCUGACGACGAUCAAUGCUUCGACCCUACAGCAGAUCCCGAUAGCUGCAGCCAUAAGUGGUGCUAAUGCACGCGGUGGCUCGGUGACUACCCGCUACACGGUGAACGAAUACGAAACGUCGGGCUCUAACACGUCCCAGAGCGCUGACUUCCCGCCUGGAAUGAUCGACGAUCUCGAUUACUCGGUAAUUGAGGACAUUGAUCUGUCCGAUGGGGUGUCGACCAAUUUCAGCAACGUGGUCGCUGCCGCCGCCGCAGCUGCCAUGAAUGUAGUCUCCUCUGGUCAGCAGCAACAGCAGCAGCAACAACAACAGCAACAACAGCAAACAACGACCAUAGCGGGAAGCAAAAUGUCAUCGGACGUGGAUAACAAUGGAUCUCAAAGUGACGACGAUGAUGGUGAUAUGAUGGACGAGGGCGGAGAUGAGGGUAGUGGCGACCUGGGGCACGAUGACGACGGCGAACACAUCACAAAGUACAACACGAAGAUGCUGAAGCUGAAGAAGGACAGUGGACCGAUGGCUGGGGCGAAGCUGCUGAACGCAUCGGUUGGCGACAGCAAGUACGCGCUGCUAGCGAAUCCAAACAUUAUGCGAAAUUUCGAAUACACGGUAAAUGAGUCGACCGGGGUAAGUGAUACGGAUGACGGCGAGGUCCGCCAGUAUGUGUGCAGACACUGUGGGAAGCGAUACCGCUGGAAGUCAACCCUGCGGCGUCACGAAAAUGUCGAGUGCGGUGGCAAGGAAGCGUCGCACCAGUGUCCCUACUGCAGCUACAAGGCGAAACAGCGCGGCAAUCUCGGUGUGCACAUACGCAAGCAUCAUUCGGAGAUGCCGCAGCUGGAGAGCCGCCGUAGGUCGAACAAGUCGCGCCAUUCGAUGUAACUGAUGAGUUCAUAAUUUUGAUCUUUCUCUUUUUCUCAUAGCAGUACCCCAGUGAUUUGUGUGACAUUUCUGCUUAACUAAACACUUUCAGGAUCUCUUUUAACUUACCCUUGCCUACAAACACAUUAUCCGGUGUCUGUAGAAACCUGAUACAUUGUGGAGUACGGCACCAUUUGUUUUUUAUGUCCAAUUCCUUUAAUUGGAACCAUUUCUAUUGGUUUUAUGAACAACAGAAGUUGAAAGAAGUCACUGAUAUAGCCAAUCCCAUGAGUGGUGUACAGCCAGGCAUCGACUGACAACGGUUGUUGCGCUAAAGAAGAAGAAAAAGAAGAAGUUGAAAGAUGGCUUGCGACUUUAUGCAAAUUGCCAAGAUUCGAAAGGUAACAAACUGUUACGGCUAUCAGGACUACUUAGUAUUGCAUCUUUUUCCUCAUCAAUUAUUGGGAUUAAAUGAUUGUUUUUUUUGUUACCAUCUUGGAGUGUUGAAUCCUAGAGUGUAUUUUUGGACUCCAUCAUAUUUUAUCGACUUAGAUUUCGAUUCUAGUCAACUGUCAUCGACGCCUGUUUAGACAGGUAGAUUGUAAAAAAUAAGCAAAUUGCUACAUAUCAGAUCCUUAUUAGUGACAUUGAUAAUAUUGGGACGAUAUUUGGUCCAUACAUGUGGAGAUCAUCUAAGCUGCUCUAUUAGUCAGAUUGUUUGCUUGAAUGCUUCUUUACAAGGGCAUUCUUGCCAAGAACUGAUUGCAAGCAUGCCUCUAACUGAAAUGGAUGCUUAAAAGAUGAUAAUGACGCAAACAUUGCAGUUGUUUUUUUAACGAUUUUACAAAACAGCCUCUGUAACUACUUUGAGGUAUGUUCAACAUAUUUUUAUGAUGAUGGUCAUAGUGAUAAUGCAUUGGUCAUGAUUGUUGAUGCAUUAGACGUGCCACAAUAUUAAAGCGUGUUAGAUCAAUGUGUUUGCUCCAAGAAAUAAUUACUUCUUGUAAAGUAAAGCCAAAUUUUCUUAGGAACUCUACAAAAUACACAUGUCGCUGUUGGUUUUAUUUAUAUGUUUCCGUCAUAUUGGAUUGCCAGUAACCCCGUUGUCUUAUCUAUCUAUCUAUAAUACACCUAAACUUUAGUGCAGUCGUCAUGCCGAUCAGUGUAAUGGUUUGAACAAGCUUGAGAUUUUGCCAUCCUUAAAAGCGUUUUUUUGAAAAGCGACAGAGCCAAAUUAUAGCGACUGUCCCUGUCCCCGUCUGUGUGCUGGUUCGAUGCUCCUUUUGAGGAGAGUAUUUGUGACCGGUCGGGUCAGAGUCGCGUGCUACAUUUAAAACAAGAAAUGUUUUCUUUAAACUUAGCGGUUAAGAUUUUACAUAAUUUAAGUAAUGUGUACCGUUUGCUAUUAUUCAUAUGUUUGAUAUAUAUACGUAUAAACAAGUGUGUAUGUGUGAGUGUAGUGUGCGCUAUUGUACUAAUGACAAAAGGGAUUCAAACACUUUCCUUUUUUAACUAUAUCAUUUUGCAUUCGCCAUUUCGUUUUCAUGACAUAUAAUGGUGGUCGCAGUUGGGGGCGUUGAUGCUUUGCACUCUCCCCUGCCUGUGUACCCCAUUCGGAGUGAAAAACACAAUGUUUUCUUACAAACAAGAUUUACUAAAAAUAGCGUGUAAUCUAUAUUGAAUUAUAGCCUCUCCUAAGUAAUUUUCGUGUGUUGCAUUACAUCAUCAUGCAUUUUAAACUGUUGCUUUUGGAGGAAGAGAAUGGUCUUAAUUAUCGUUAUACGAUACAUAUGAUUGCUGGAAUUUCACCACACUGAGUUGAAACGUGUGCUGCUGCUACUAGCAGUGUAACUUAUCAUUAAAGGGGCACAACUGAACAUUGCAAGCUGCUUCCAACAUGCAUUUUAAGCAAAUAUUAUGCAACACAUCGCAAAAAAUGCAUUGAGCAAACCUUAAAGCUAAUUUUUGUUUGAUUCUCAUUUAGUAUUGAUUGAAAUUAACAAUUGUGCAUUUUUUUAAAUUAAGUUUGUUUCAUUUAUGCAGAAUUCACAGAAGUUUUUUUAAACUACCCGGAUUGAUUUCAUAUUGCUGACCAUUCACCGACACAGUGUGUGAGGUAUCAUUGUGUGGAUUAAGGCUACUCUCGAAAAGAAAAGUGGAACAAAAAGGUCGUCGCGGUGUAGCUAAUGUUGAAGCAUACAAAUUAGAUUCUAGUACUCAACUCCUGCGUGUGUCGUACGGUAGAUUAUGGUGGAGAUGGUGCCGUGUAGUGCGCAGAACCAGAGAACAAAAAUAUUUAUGAAGGGUCAGUUAAGAAGACGAGGAAAAGAAAAAGAAACCAGUUUAGUGUGUGAAAACGUUAUAUACAAAGCUAAAAAAAAAACAAAAAGAAAACCCCUUUGUGAUGGAGGUGAUUACACAAAACACAUCAAAUGUUUGAAAACGAUAUUUUGGCCGAAGCAAAACCAUGUGUGUGAGUGCAUAUGGCAAAAUGGAACCAGUUAUUAGGCUUAAAAAAGGAAUACAGAGAGGAGACGUAAUAUGCAAAGUAAAAAUCAGUUGUUAGAUUCACACACACACACAUACAAAAAAGCGCAUUAAAGUUAAGAGUUUUAUAGAGUGUCAAUGUUUGUUCUCUCUCUCCCCCUCUCUCUAUCGUGACGCUUAUAAGAACAACGUAUAGAGUGCUUACAUGAAGCGAUCAAACAGAAACUUAUUUUGUGUAUAGAGAGCGAGUGUCGUCGGUGCGUACAUCUACAUUUUAUAUAUGAAAACACAGAAAACAAACAGCAAAACGAAGCCAAAAAUAAUGACGCGGAGUGUAGUCGUGUGUGCGUGUGGUGUAGCCAGAACAAAACACAUGGGCUUACGAAUGAAUUGAUUAAACAUGUGCAAAUAGUUGUAAUAAUAACGGUAAAUCAUGCCCAGAAGAAUAGAGCUAUUUUAAAAUCAUACUAUUUUAGCGAAGUAAAAUGCCCAAUUGCAAGAUGUUCACGGAGUAAAAAAGCGACAUCUUUACACCCACAAAAACAGCUCGAUCGGGAGUACAAAACUGAAAGCAAGAUAGGGUUAAACUGAAGAGCAAAUAACAUAUAAACAAAAGGAAGCGAAAUCAUCAGGAGCUGUAGAGGAAGGCAGGGCAAGUAAAACCACACAAACAAUCGUAUGAAAAAGGAACAAAUAUUUGCGUAAGGCUCAACAUAUAUGCAAAACAAAACAUUAAAAAAAAAACGCAAAAUGAGUUAUAAGAACCAAGCCACGUAAUGGUGUUUUUUUAUUGUUUGGUUCCUUUUUUAAUAUAAUAAUUUCCCCC
Messenger RNA from Anopheles arabiensis, 7283 nucleotides. RefSeq names its product longitudinals lacking protein-like. Gene Ontology annotation, cellular component: nucleus. The transcript is spliced from 8 exons. Lineage: Eukaryota; Metazoa; Arthropoda; Insecta; Diptera; Culicidae. The coding region runs from base 404 to 3991 and encodes 1195 amino acids. The record is from RefSeq and is a predicted model, not a curated record. Gene Ontology annotation, biological process: regulation of transcription by RNA polymerase II. Gene Ontology annotation, molecular function: protein binding.